Messenger RNA from Prunus armeniaca (apricot), 231 nucleotides. The record is from the annotation of a GenBank genome assembly. NCBI's taxonomy places the organism in Eukaryota, Viridiplantae, Streptophyta, Magnoliopsida, Rosales, Rosaceae.
AUGUGCAUUAAUUUCAACAAAAAGACAAAGCACAUCAAUCGUGAAGCUUUGCAAGAAGGAGUUAUAGACUUGAGAUACAGCAAGUCAGAUAAGCAGAUAGCUGAUACAUUCACAAAAGCACUACCAAGGGAUCGAUUCAACUAUCUGAGAGGGUUGCAAGGGGUUAAACCAGUUGACAAUGUAGAAGGGGUUAAACCAGUUGACAAUGUAGAAGGGAAAGUUAAAAUGUAA